Molecule: messenger RNA, 825 nt
Organism: Saccostrea echinata
Lineage: Eukaryota; Metazoa; Mollusca; Bivalvia; Ostreida; Ostreidae
Exons: 2
Coding region: 1-825 (274 amino acids)
Source: RefSeq, a predicted model, not a curated record
AUGUGGAGACGCUCUCUAUUAGAUGUUAGGGUCAAGCGGAGUGCAGACGUCGGCAGCGACCAUCACCUGGUGACAGCACUCAUCAAGAUCAAACUGAAAAAAGCUAAGGCAAGACCUAAGACACAAGCGCGAUUUGAAAUUCAGAGACUUAAUCGACCAUCACCUGAUGAAACUAUUGCCAUACCAGAGGCCACAGAGGAUCUGGACAUUGACACUGACCCACCAACUAAGGAUGAGAUAAUGGAUGCAAUCAAGACCCUUAAGAACGAGAAGUCACAAGGGUGUGACAAUCUUGAUGCAGAGCUAUUUAAGGCGGACCCUGGAAUAGCAGCCUCCAUCCUCCAAACACUGUUAACAGCUGUUUGGGAUGGAGAGAAAGUGCCUGACGACUGGUUUAAGGGGGUCAAUGGUAAAGAACUACGCCAGACGGACAACUUUAUUCACCUGGGUGGCAUCAUUAAACCAGAGGGCGACACAAAAGAGGAUAUCCACAGCAGACUGGGCAGGGCCAGGGGAGUAAUUAGAGAAAUGAAUAACAUCUGGAGGUCUGCAAAGUACAGCACCAGCACCAAGCUGAAGCUUUACCAGAGCUGUGUUAUAUCAACUCUCCUAUAUGGAUCGGAAUGCUGGCGAAUAACAGAGGCAGAUCUCACCAAUUUACGAUCCUUCCACACCAUAUGCCUCCGCCGAAUACUUAGGAUAUUCUGGCCUGAGAAGGUUACUAAUGAAGACCUGCUGAGCAGGUGCAUAAAAGAGGACAUGGGUACAAUCAUUACCAAAUGCCGAUGGAGAUGGAUAGGGCAUGUUCUAAGAAAAAAACCCUAG